Messenger RNA from Cooperia oncophora, 213 nucleotides. Lineage: Eukaryota; Metazoa; Nematoda; Chromadorea; Rhabditida; Trichostrongylidae. The record is from the annotation of a GenBank genome assembly.
AUGGCAACCCCGUAUACAUCUGACUCGAGCGCAAGUAUCACAGGCGAUGUUUCAAGCGGCAAAAGCUCGGUGUUCGAAGUGCCGAUGCCAGUCUCAAUGCCGUCUACAUCCAGAGAGGGUGAUAAUGACGAGAUAAUCGUAGAUGUGGUUCACAAUCGUCCAGAUACAGUAGUGGAGGCCGUAACAAGCAUGGCAGAGUUAUAUGACGGGUAA